This is a messenger RNA of Ostertagia ostertagi, 378 nucleotides long. The record is from the annotation of a GenBank genome assembly. NCBI's taxonomy places the organism in Eukaryota, Metazoa, Nematoda, Chromadorea, Rhabditida, Trichostrongylidae.
AUGUGGGCGAUUUUUCCUGGCGCGAUCGCUCUACUAGGAUCAGUAUUUUUACUGUUCAUUCGAAAUCGAACGAAAAAAGCCGUCUCUAGACCACCGAAUGUCUCCAUAGAGAAGCAGUCAAUUCCAGUGAAGGAUGAACCUGGUGUCUACAAAAGCGGACUGCUCCCGUCGGAUGAUCAGCUGGUUAUCGAGAACAUGUACCCAGGCCUAAACACCUUAUACGACUUAUUCUGCAAAGGGCUAAAGGAAAGCAGAGAUGGUCCAUGUUUGGGAACUCGAGGCUCCGAUGGUCAGUAUCGCUUCCAAAGAUAUUCCGAAGUGCUGAAGGAUGCGAGCAAUUUCGCCUCUGCGGCUAUAGGCGAACUCGAAAUGAAAGCA